AUCAGGUUUAAGAUGGGCCACUAGGUCCUAUAAAACCCUCAAGAUAUUUCAUUUGUAGACAAGCGAGUCGCCUUAAACCCUAGCUGCCUUCUCCUCAUUUCUCUCUCUUAAACCCUUUUUCAUCUUCUUCUUCAAUCAGUAAAAUGGCAUUCUUCAAUAAAAUCGGGAGUCUUGUUAGCCAGACAAACUUGAAAACAUCAGUUCCUUCAAUGUUUAAUACCAUUCGAGGAAUGGCGUCAUCUAAGCUUUUUGUUGGAGGUCUUUCAUAUCAAACUAGUGAUGAUUCGUUAAGAGAUGCAUUUUCCAGCUUUGGAGAUGUUACUGAGGCUAGAGUUAUCUUUGACAGAGAUACACAGAGGUCCAGGGGUUUUGGGUUUGUGAGCUUUGCUGAUUCUGAAUCUGCUAGCUCGGCAAAGUCAGCCAUGGAUGGUCAGGAACUAGAAGGGCGUAACAUUCGUGUGAGCGAAGCAACUGAACGUCCUCCUCGUGAAAACUUUGGAGGUGGUGGUGGCUACCGUGGUGGAUAUGGUGCUGGUGGAGGAAAUGAUGGAUUCUAGUUGCAUUCCCUAACACUGAUUUUGUCAUGAGCACCGUGGCAUAUGCCUGAUUGGCAAAAUAUCAGAGUUAUUAGAAACUUUAAUAUGCCUUCUGAUGUUUGUUUUUGUUAAUUUAGAAAGAAUGCAUGGAGGGAACCAUGUAAUCAAACGUAGCGGCUUUAUUUUAUUGAUAUUUGAACUCAGAAAGUAUGGUUUAUGCUUCAACUAUUUUGUGGUCAAUAUAAGCUUAUUUGCUC
Molecule: messenger RNA, 793 nt
Organism: Daucus carota subsp. sativus
Lineage: Eukaryota; Viridiplantae; Streptophyta; Magnoliopsida; Apiales; Apiaceae
Product: glycine-rich RNA-binding protein 2, mitochondrial
Exons: 5
Coding region: 144-557 (137 amino acids)
Cellular component (GO): mitochondrion
Molecular function (GO): RNA binding
Source: RefSeq, a predicted model, not a curated record